Molecule: messenger RNA, 1220 nt
Organism: Cottoperca gobio
Lineage: Eukaryota; Metazoa; Chordata; Actinopteri; Perciformes; Bovichtidae
Gene: creg1
Product: cellular repressor of E1A-stimulated genes 1
Exons: 4
Coding region: 63-677 (204 amino acids)
Source: RefSeq, a predicted model, not a curated record
UCCCCGCGUGUUGUUUAUAUGUGGUCCAGACACCGACUCCUCUUCAGACACUCUAUCCGACCAUGAGAGCUCCUCUGCGGGCUUCGUGUGGGCUCCUCCUCGGCCUCCUCUGGGCCUCCCUCUGCGCGUCCUCCUGCCGGGUCCGAAUCCCCCCCCACGAUCAGGUGGCCCGGGUCGCCCGCUUCGUCGCCCACCAGUGUGACUGGGCCUCCAUGGCCACCAUCUCCACCCACAAGCCGGUGGUGGGGCAGCCGUUCUCCAACGCCUUCUCUGUCAGCGACGGGCCGGAGGGCUCCGGUACCGGGGUGCCCUACAUGUACCUGACCCGCAUGGAGAUCUCGGUGCAGGACCUGCAGGUGAGCGCGGCGGCGUCUCUCUCCAUGUCUCUGGCUCAGACGCCGUACUGCAGGCAGCAGGGAUUCGACCCUCAGAGUCCUCUGUGCGCCCACAUCAUCCUGUCUGGAUGUGUGCAGGAGGUGAACGGCACGGAGGCAGAGUUUGCGAAGAAAUCUCUGUUCAGUCGACACCCGGAGAUGAUGGACUGGCCGUCUGAUCACAACUGGUUCUUCGCCAAGUUCAACAUCACACAGGUGUGGGUGUUGGAUUAUUUUGGCGGGGUGAAGACCGUGACCCCGGAGGAAUACUUCCAGGCCGCGCUGCACAGGAAGCACCACUGACGCUCCAGCUGCUGGUUCAUGUAGUUCUUUUUCUUCUGUUUGUAGUCCUGUAACACGUGGACUACAAGAAGCUUUAGCAGUGACUCUCAGGAUAACAAAUAUAAAUGUGUGUGAAACUAUUAUUGUCAUUAUCUCACUUUGCUUUGGUUUUGUGUGCACCAAACUUCAUUCACUGAAACUAAGAUUUAAGCUGAGUGAUUUCUAAUUUAAAGCAACAACAAACUGCACUUUUUAUAACUUUAUCAAAGACGAACUGAGAUUCUGACGUGGAAACAGCCAUAAAUAAUCACAUGUAUGAUUUAGAUUUAGACUUUUAUUAUUGGCUGGAUAUUCUAAUUAUUUCCACUAAAACAGCUGAUGAAAUAAAUCAUCUCUGAUAACCAGAUUAAAUAGAUUCUAUAAAUAUCUUUCAUGAGCAACACUUUGCUUCUGAUGAGAAAUGCGUUUAUAUAAUAUCUUUGCAAGACUUUGCUGUGAAAUUAUAUUUUUGAGAAAAUGUUAAAGAUGAUUUGUAUAAAUAAAGUUUGUGUUAAAAAACUAAAA